UGUAGUUAAACUAAAGGUUUUAAACAAACUUUUAAUUUGCUGUUAAACACAUCAAUAAUGACUGACUUCACGGGUAAAUUCAAACAGACCUCAUCGGAAAACUUCGACGCCCUUCUCAAAGAGCUCGGAUUUUCGGAUGAAGUGGUCAGUCGUGUGAAAUCGUCGACAUCGGAGGUGGAGAUCACCAAAGACGGCAGUGUUUACACCAUUAAAAACAUCAGUCCUAACAAUACCCGGGAGACUAAGUUCGAGUUGGGCAAGGAGUUUGAGGGGGCCCGGUUUGGGGGACCGGUAGUUAAGUCAGUGGUGACGGCAGACGGCAAUCGACUCAUUGAAGUAAUCAAAGGGGAAAAGGAGGUAAAGAUUGUGCGCGAGUUUAACGGCAAUGAACUCCGGGUGACCACCACUUCGGGACCGGUGGUUGCGGUCGUGACAUUUGCCAGACAAUAGAUCUAAGACUUAAAUUUGUUGACCAUCUUUGUGAUUUAUAU
Messenger RNA from Oppiella nova, 491 nucleotides. The record is from the annotation of a GenBank genome assembly. NCBI's taxonomy places the organism in Eukaryota, Metazoa, Arthropoda, Arachnida, Sarcoptiformes, Oppiidae.